Camellia sinensis is the source of this 1521-nucleotide messenger RNA. The record is from RefSeq and is a predicted model, not a curated record. Lineage: Eukaryota; Viridiplantae; Streptophyta; Magnoliopsida; Ericales; Theaceae.
AUGGAAGCCAAAUCAAGCUUUGCACCAAUCAUAUCCACCAUGCUUUCACUUUUCAUAGUUUGUUUCUCAUUCCCUCAUAUUGUUCUUUCAAAUGAAUUCCCAUCCUUUUUUUACCGGCUCCAACUUCCAUCAGCCACUGGACCUGAGUCUCUUGCUUUUGCCUUGAAGGGAGAAGGACCUUACACUGGUGUGGCUGGUGGUAGAAUUCUCAAGUAUGGAGGUCCAAACAUUGGUUUUGUUGAAUUUGCUACCACAUCACCACACAGGACAAAGGAAUUGUGUGAUGGCACAAAUGACCAGAACUUAGAAUCAAUAUGUGGAAGGCCAUUAGGCCUGGGUUUCAACGAUAUGACUGGUGAGCUCUACAUCGUUGACCCUUACUUUGGCUUAUUGGCGGUCGGAGCUGGUGGAGGACUAGCAACACAACUUGCCACCGGUGUCAAACGAAUGCCCUUUGCCUUUCUUGAUGCUUUGGAUGUUGACCCGGUAUCCAAAAUUGUCUAUUUUACAGAUGCCAGUGCUGUGUUUCGACUUGGAAACGUCGCAAAAAUUAUCCAGAGUGGCGACACAAGUGCGCGAUUGCUGAAAUACGAUCCCAAAACCAAUCAAGUAACAGUUUUGCUAACAGGCCUCUCUGGAGCAAUCGGUGUGGCCGUGAGCAAAGACGGGGCAGUCAUCCUAGUCACAGAGCUGAUCACGAGUCGAAUUCGAAGGUUUUGGGUCAAAGGUCCCAAAGCCAACUCGGCUGAAAUUCUAACAUACUUGCCUGGAAAUCCAGACAACAUUAAAAGGACUAUACUAGGAGAAUUUUGGGUUGCAGCCAACAUUCAAAAUCAGCAGCCUAUGUUGCCUGUAGGACUGAGGAUUGAUGUGUUUGGGAAUAUUUUGGAAAGCUUUAGUGUCGGUAUAAAAUACAAUACUACGUUGAUCAGUGAAGUUCAUGAGCAUGAUGGCAAGCCUGUUAUGGCACGUGAUAGUGCCGAGGAUAUAAACGUCGGCGUUGCGCUCAGCACUGCUCUGCUGUUACUAGGCGAUUUGGAGCGAAACGCCCAGUACAGUGAGUAUGAGAAUUACGCUCUGAAGCUUCAGCACUCCGUUCAGAAACUUAAUGUCCCAGAGGACUCACCAUUGAGGAAAGAUGAUGCCAUUCCUCUUCCAUUCCCUCCAGCUCAACCUCCAAGUCAAGACGUCGACGAGUCUGAGUCUGAGGAUGGUGAUGAGGAAGAGGAUGAGGCGUUGGUAAGGAAAUCCAAAGAUGUUGCCAAGUCCCCUCUUCAAAAUGAGCAAGUCCUAGACUUGACUCAGGAUGAAGAAGGCGGUGAGGUUAACAAAUAUACUGCUGAUGAGAAGGAAUCAGCCGAUGCCAUCCUUGCUGAUAAAAACCUUGAAGACACUCUUGCAGAAAUUGACGCUGAGGUCACGACGGAUAAGGUAGUGUUUGAUGAUCAAGAAAAGUUAUUGAGAAACUACAUUUUGCUUGUGAAUUUGUUUGAUUCUUUCUUGCAAUUCAUGGUUCUAUAA